GGCGGAACUGUCACGCCAUCUACAAUCCAUCCAACAAUCGCAAAGGGCCGGACGUGUGUUUCUCUUGAUGGAAUUUGUGCUUGUUGAUUGUUUUGCCUGUAUUGGCUAAAUUUAUUUACGUUUGACUUGAUUGAGACUGUCUUUUGUUUAACUGACGUAACUUUGCGGCGAAAAGCAACGACGCUGCAAGUUUUAAACACAUUUUAAAGUUUUCGCAAGUGGAUUCUCAAUGCAGUCCGCCCAAGUGCAGCAGAUCCAACACCAGAUACCUGCAGGAGCUAGUGUCAUCUUAAAGAUGAGCGAAAUUCCAAGUAUUGGGCUCCUUGAACUUGCACACCGGGAGUAUCAGGCUGGAGAUUAUGAAAAUGCGGAACGUCAUUGUAUGCAGCUGUGGCACCAAGAGAAUAACAACACUGGAGUUCUACUUCUCCUUUCAUCAAUCCAUUUUCAAUGUCGUCGACUAGACAAGUCUGCCAACUUUAGUGCCUUGGCAAUCAAGCAAAAUCCUUUGCUCGCUGAAGCAUAUUCUAACCUUGGCAAUGUUUACAAAGAACGUGGUCAACUUCAGGAAGCGUUGGAAAACUAUCGCCAUGCAGUACGUCUAAAACCUGACUUCAUUGAUGGCUACAUCAACUUGGCAGCAGCCCUUGUUGCUGCUGGAGAUAUGGAGCAGGCUGUCCAAGCUUAUGUAACAGCACUACAGUACAACCCGGAUUUGUACUGUGUGCGCAGUGACUUAGGCAACUUGUUAAAAGCCUUGGGAAGGCUUGAUGAGGCCAAGAUUUUAAAGAAUGUGCCAAAUGCAGUGCUGUGGCUUCUGCGUUUCCCUGCUGUUGGUGAAUCCAACUUGCAAGCAACUGCCCAGAGCUUGGGUCUUGGCCCCAACCGCAUCUUAUUCAGCAAUGUGGCAGCCAAGGAAGAGCAUGUCCGACGAGGACAACUGGCUGAUGUUUGCCUUGAUACUCCUCUCUGCAACGGCCAUACUACAAGUAUGGAUGUUCUGUGGACUGGCACACCAGUUGUGACAUUGCCAGGAGAAACAUUGGCAUCAAGAGUGGCAGCAUCUCAGUUGGCAACUUUGGGUGUCCCUGAAUUGAUUGCCCGCACAAGACAAGAAUACCAAGAUAUUGCAAUUCGGCUGGGCAAUGAUCGUGAAUAUUUGAAGUCUAUCCGAGCCCAGGUAUGGAUAGCAAGGUCAGAAAGUCCUCUCUUCGAUUGUAAAAAAUAUGCGGAAGGAAUGGAAAUGCUUUACGACAGAAUGUGGGAAAGGCAUGCACGUGGCGAGAAGGCCGAUCAUGUUCAUGCCAUCAAGAAGCAAAUUUGCUGAAUUCUUCCAACUGAGCUUCAGAUCCACUCUUUUCUGUUCUAUCUAAACUUUUUCAAAUGAAUUGUAUGUUCUUUUUAUUACUGAUAAUCUGAGCAGUAUGCUUUGUGCUGGUUCUUAGAGUUUUGUAUUUGUAUAUAGUUGUUAAUUCUUUAUGGUUCCAGUUAUCUUAAGUUUACAGUGAGUAGGAGUCAAAACUUUUCCCCUCUGUCUUUUUUAGUUUUAUGGCCAUUUGAAAGAGUUUAGGUUAUUUUUUCUUUCACUUUUAUUCCUCUGUGAUGCACUUUUCAUUAUCUAUCAGUUGGUGAAGCUUAAGACUGCAUUAGGAAUUCUGUAUUCCACCAUUUGUUUCUUUGUUUGUAAAUAAACCCGCAACAAUUAACUUUGCUGCAAGUCAGAUUAUUUCGGUUCAGUUAACCUUUAUAUGGUCAUAUUUUUGACGAAUCUCUCCAUUUUGUCCUUACUUGUAGCUCUUAUGUUAUGCUUCUUUUAUUUCUAAUCUACAUUAAGUAGCUUGGUUGUUUCCUCAGAAGCUUAAACUGUUGAAGUAUCAGAAAGAGGACCAGCAGCAAAUGGAUUGAUCUGGAAAGAUGAAAAAUAUUAACUUGACCACCUCAGAGCCAAGUUCUAAGUGCAGGCUGCUAUUGUUCAACAAGUCUGAAAUCAUAUUUUAAUUGAUAUUUUUUGACUAUGUUCCAAAAUACAUAUUGCAAGUUGUAAUAUUGUGUACAGACAUAUGUUUAUGUAUGUAGAGAUACAUUACAGAAUGAAUGAGUGACAAAUUGUACCUAUUAUUGUUCUUGAUUGAAGUGUCUACCUUUUCAUACAAGUUGGCUAGUAUUACUUGAAAAUUUUGUGUGAUAUAUUAUUCUGUAAAAAGUUUAAUUUUCGUUUGAUACUAUGUCAAUUUGUUUGUGUAUUGUGAUUUUUAUUUCAUGUCACAUUGUAUUCUAAAAAGUGGUACAAAGCACUUUAUUUUGCAGUAAUGCAUGUGCGAAUAUUGCAGCUCACUUGAAAGUCCCUUUAUUCCUGUCUUGUAAUUAUUCGUCCCAGUUGAGUUUUGCAUAUAAAUGUCGUCCUACAUAUAAAUUUAUAAAUGUGAAUGUAUGUGUGAGUGAAAGCGAGUGUGCAUAUGUGUCGAUUCGAGCUGUAUUCGCACAUGUUAGAUUGCUGUGAUUACAUUAUUUAUUGGCAGUGGUAGCUUUGCCCUGCCUUCUUUGUGGAGUUAGCGUGGAGUCAAGCUUUUCCCACAUCGUUUUAGUGUACAUAGUUAACGAAAGAAAAUAAAGUCUUUCCAGUAAUA
This is a messenger RNA of Frankliniella occidentalis (western flower thrips), 2627 nucleotides long. Its product is annotated as UDP-N-acetylglucosamine--peptide N-acetylglucosaminyltransferase 110 kDa subunit. Lineage: Eukaryota; Metazoa; Arthropoda; Insecta; Thysanoptera; Thripidae. The record is from RefSeq and is a predicted model, not a curated record. Gene Ontology annotation, molecular function: protein binding; protein N-acetylglucosaminyltransferase activity. Gene Ontology annotation, biological process: protein O-linked glycosylation.